AUGGGGCGGUGGGUACUGCCACACCGCUUUCGGGGCUUGAAGGGAGGCCGCUUCGGGGGCAAUAGUGUACGGUGUGCCGAGCUGGCUCUCAUUGGUGCCUUCUACUCCCUUCCAUUCUUUAGGAUGCCUUCAAGGAAGAACAGAGGGGGCCCUAAAGGAAAGGGUCCUGCGGAGAAGACGGGUCACAAGCGCCCUUUGCGCCAGGAUGGGUCGUCGUCGGACGAAGACGGGGUGUCUAUGGAAGAUUUGGAGGCCCUUCUUCAGCGUGUCAACCAAAUAGAGCAAACAAGGGGGGUUGGUUUGGGUGGGGCUGGUUCAGGCCCUACUCGCAGGGCAAGUAAGAAACAGUUGUUCAAGUCUCUGUUGUCCCGGGUUUCUAUUAUAGAGUCGACCUCAGCUGCGGGGGCAGAAAGGGCGGUCCGGCUUCCUGAACAUCCGGCGGUUCCAGGGGCUGCGGAGGGCUCUGCUGUGUUGUCGGCUGUGCAAACCAUCCCCAGCCCAGAAGCACUUCCGUCGGUACAGGCUUCGUCUGGCUCCUCGGCGGCUGCUGUGGCCGGACCCAGUCAGCCCGCGGCAUUGGCCUCUACGGUCAGUGCUGCGGCCGGGUCCACUCAGUCGGUGGGGUCGAAUGUCGCUGCCGUCGAUGUAGCAGGGAUUGAGCAGUUGGUGACGGCUGUCCCAGCAGGGACUGCCAGGCUGGUGCAUAGAUGGAGAAUCCUUGUUGUGGGCAUAAUUAUGUCCACUGGGCGGAGAGAUACGCCGGGAACUCGUCCUUUGGCCAGCGUCUGGGUGCGCUUCCACUGCAUUGGUUGAGUGGAAGGGUGUUCGGGGCCUUCGUUGGGCCGGUGCUCCAUAUCGGAGGUA
Messenger RNA from Anolis sagrei ordinatus, 864 nucleotides. The record is from RefSeq and is a predicted model, not a curated record. Lineage: Eukaryota; Metazoa; Chordata; Lepidosauria; Squamata; Anolidae.